GACAAUGCAGAUCUAAUAUUUGACGACCUCUCGGGAAGGACUUACAACAAUAAUUCAGAUACCAAAUCAAUAGGUGUUCCGUUAGCCGAAAUAAAUAGUAACAAAUUAGACAGUGUUCCUAGUUUAGAUAGUAUAAGUGACGAAUCUAGCCAAUCAAUUUUUUCUACCGUUGCCCAUCAUAUAAACCGAGUCAAAAGGGGCUUUUGGGAUAUUUUUUCUCCCCCAGAUGUAGAAAAGUCGAAAGAGAGUGAGGCAUCGACGACGGUGGAGGUGACAUCCGCAAACCCUACGAGCCUUUCAACAGCUAGUCUAAGUUCCGAAACCCCCGCUACCCUCUUCAACUCAACUGUCGAUAGUUCUCUCCUCCUUUCCUUAGGCGAAGUGUCCCCGUUACCGAGUACGAGAGUUGCGAGGUAUACCCCGACAGACCAAAGCGAAGACACUGGAUUCCCGUUUUCGGAUUCACCAGAUCCAAAUUCGAACUCGGACGACGAAGAUUUCUCGAAAGGAGGUUCCGGGGAGGAGUUCGCUGCCUCAGGCGAGAUCUCUACCAACACGCCGGAGGUCACAGAGUGGAGCACCAACACCCAAGAUAUUUUGACUGGAGCACCCCGUGAGUAUAGUUCAAUCAUCCAUUGAAACACGUCAAAAUUA
This is a messenger RNA of Bemisia tabaci, 654 nucleotides long. Lineage: Eukaryota; Metazoa; Arthropoda; Insecta; Hemiptera; Aleyrodidae. The record is from RefSeq and is a predicted model, not a curated record.